AUGGCGUUCACAUGGCUGUCGGUGGUUGUUUGGGCAGUCCUGCUGCUCCUGCCGGCGUCAGGCGUCGCUGAUGACACGGUCACCGUGGGGGACACCUAUCUCGUUAUCACUUAUGUGGGUGGGACACAAACGCGAGAGCACUGGCCACUCUCCGUCUACUGCCCCCAGGUGCCGGCCGUUGCUCUGGCUGUGGACCUCUACGCUGCUUUUGAUCAGAAUGAGCAAUGCCGCACCCCACGGCAUGCUCUUCCUAGUGAGACUGCCAUGUACGCCCGGCGCCUUCCUCAGUGUAGUGGGGACACGCUUGUGGAGAUGGCGGAGCGAGCCAAGGCUGCGGCCUUGAUUGUGGCUGGGUUUGUGGACGACGCUGGCAAUGUUGACGUUGACUUUGACACCACGCCCACACUUUCCGUGGUGUACCUGGAUCCUGAAACAGCCGCACGAGUUGAUGAGUUGUUGUGGGACUCGAGCAUCCGCGAUAUCCAGCUCAUUGUGAAACCUAGUGAAUCCAAUGACGGUGGGGUCGCCACAAGUCAAGCCGCUUACUUUGGUCGAGUGGCCAUCUUCGUGGUGAUGUGUGGUAUCAUGAUCACAACCAUCUCCAUCUACAUGCACGGAUAUUUCCUCCGGCGUCGUAUCCAGGGCGAUGCCUCAAGGGUUGCCUACUGCAUAAUUGGCAAUAGGAGCAACAACUACAGGCGCGCCGGGCUCAACAACUCCGCGAGGCCGCUGGAGCUGAUAUCAGCCAGGCAAGUCCAUGAGCGUGUGGCCGCCAUUUUGGACGCCAUUCCCCAAUAUGUGUAUGGGCAUGAGAAGCAAGUCUUUUCUGCCCACGCAGACGAAAGUCAUCGUGAGGCAGACGGGACAGCUUGUGCCGUCUGUUUAGAUGACCUCGAGCCCGGCGUCAUGAUUCGCCAGCUUCCUUGCCAGCAUUUGUUUCACAAGGACUGCAUCGAUCCGUGGUUGGAAGCCCACUACACCUGUCCCCUAUGCAAGUUUAAUGUGGUUCGCGAUAAGCUGGGGGUGCCUCAAGCCAGUCCGUCUCAGGACCGAUGUGGACGCCCCUUCUUCCGCACCCGCCUUGUCUCUCUCUCUCUCUCUCUCUUUGUGGCUCUGUCUCUGUCUCUGUCUCUGUCUCUCUCUGUCUCUGUCUCUCUCUCUGUCUGUCUCUCUCUCUCUCUCUCUCUCUCUCUCUCUGUACUCUGUCUGGCCAACGUGGCCGCCGCCCAGCAGGGAUGCCGUCGUGCCUCCAACAAGGCCGGCUCUGGUAACCGUGUCGUCCUUGUCGAGGGCGUGCGCACGCCCUUUUUGAUGUCCGGCACUGACUACAAUGACAUGCUUUCCCACGAUCUUGCCCGUGAAGCCCUCAAGUCUCUUGUCAAGCGCACUGGCAUUGACAAGAGCCAGGUUGACCACAUUUGCAUGGGUACCGUCAUCCAGGAG
Molecule: messenger RNA, 1443 nt
Organism: Monosiga brevicollis MX1
Lineage: Eukaryota; Choanoflagellata; Craspedida; Salpingoecidae
Exons: 13
Molecular function (GO): acyltransferase activity, transferring groups other than amino-acyl groups
Source: RefSeq, a predicted model, not a curated record